GUCAGUCGCCCCCCCCCCCCUUAGUCUCCUGAGAGCUUCUUGCAAUGGCCCCUAAGAAGAAGGAAGAGCCCCCACCUCCUCCACCCAAAGCUCCAGAGCCUGAGCGCCCCAAGACCCCGCAGUUUGACCCUGCAACAAUCACGCUGGAAUUCACACCCGAGCAACUUGAGGACUUCAAAGACGCUUUUCAGUUGUUCGAUAGGACACCAACCAAUGAAAUGAAAAUCACUUAUGGCCAAUGUGGUGACCUGAUUAGGGCUUUGGGACAGAAUCCUACCAACGCAGAGAUCAUGUACGUGCUUGGAAAGCCCAAAGCUGAAGACAUGCAGGUAAAGAUGCUUGACUUUGAUCAGUUUCUGCCCAUACACCAACACAUCUGCAAGGCCAAGGAUCGUGGAACAUUUGAGGACUUUGUUGAAGGUCUGAGGGUGUUUGACAAAGAGGGAAACGGCACAGUUAUGGGUGCUGAGCUCAGACACGUCCUGCAAACACUGGGCGAGAAGAUGAAGGAGAAUGAGGUGGAGCAGCUGAUGCAAAACCAAGAGGACGCUAAUGGAUGCAUAAAUUAUGAAGCUUUUGUAAAACACAUUAUGGCAUCUUAAAAAGGGUACAUGUCUAUGUCAACCUCAUUGUCAUUCUGGUGCUAUGUCUGCAUUAUGAGAUCAAUAUGAGUCAGUAAUGAGAUUUUUUUUCUCCAUCACUAGAAAACAAACACCCUGAAUUUUUGAGCGCAGAGGAUCUUUACAUUUCUGUAAAUCCCAUCUUGUAUAUUUAUCAUUUCUAUGUGUC
Scomber scombrus (Atlantic mackerel) is the source of this 789-nucleotide messenger RNA. RefSeq names its product myosin, light chain 13 (gene myl13). Gene Ontology annotation, molecular function: calcium ion binding. The transcript has 5 exons. Lineage: Eukaryota; Metazoa; Chordata; Actinopteri; Scombriformes; Scombridae. The coding region runs from base 45 to 602 and encodes 185 amino acids. The record is from RefSeq and is a predicted model, not a curated record. Gene Ontology annotation, cellular component: myosin II complex.